Messenger RNA from Nicotiana tabacum (common tobacco), 5005 nucleotides. NCBI's taxonomy places the organism in Eukaryota, Viridiplantae, Streptophyta, Magnoliopsida, Solanales, Solanaceae. The record is from RefSeq and is a predicted model, not a curated record.
UAGAAUGAAAAAAGAAAAAGGAAUAUUUCAGUACUAGGGUUUUUGUCCAAAGCUUUAGCCAACACUCUCUCUCACGUUGGCUUUUCCCCUCUCACGUUCGCCAUAAUUUUAGCUGAUUUUGCUAAAACCGUAACUUAAAGCAGCAAAUUUUGGCAAUGGCAACAUCUGCUUGGGACAUCACUGCAACAGAAUUCUUACAAGGUUUUGAUAGACAAAAGCUAGCAUUACCCAGACAUUCCAGUAAGCAGACGAAUCGUUUGCUUUGGGGUACACUUCCAAGACAAAGCCCUGUUAAGCAUUCACAUAAGAAUUUGAGUUUAAGGUCUCAUAUUCCGGCGAAGAUUAGAGCUGUGGUUUCGAGGGAUAUCAGCAGCGUCGUUAAUGAAGAUGUUCAGGUGGUUGCCGAGAAGGUGAUGCAUUUAUAUCGUGUUCCAUUUCUACAGGACAGUGCCACUGCUGAGCUUCUCAAGCUGGUUCAGACAAAGGUCUCUAAUCAGAUAAUUGGCUUGAAAACAGAACAGUGUUUCAACAUCGGGCUCAAUUCAGAUAUUUCAAGUGAGAAACUUUCUGUGCUUAAAUGGGUUUUAGGAGAAACUUAUGAACCUGAGAACUUGGGAAGUGAGAGUUUCCUCGAUGAGGAGAAGAGGAAAAUUCCAGAUGCAUAUAUCAUUGAAGUUGGUCCACGGUUAUCUUUCACUACGGCGUGGUCUGCUAAUGCAGUGUCCAUUUGCCAAGCAUGCGGAUUAACAGAGAUAAAUAGAAUGGAGCGUUCUAGGAGGUAUUUAUUAUAUGUCGACGGGUCACUUCUGGAUAGUCAAAUUAAUGAGUUUGCUUCAAUGGUUCAUGAUCGGAUGACAGAGUGUGUUUAUGUUGAGAAGCUUAAUUCUUUCAAGACAAGCAUAGUUCCAGAGGAGGUUCGAUAUAUACCCGUCAUAGAAAGGGGUCGAAAGGCAUUGGAGGAGAUUAAUGAGAAAAUGGGCUUGGCUUUUGAUGAGCAAGACUUACAGUACUACAUCAAACUUUUCAGGGAUGACAUGAAGCGAAACCCGACGAAUGUGGAAUUAUUUGAUAUUGCUCAAUCUAACAGCGAGCAUAGUAGGCACUGGUUCUUUACAGGGAAACUUGUGAUAGAUGGUCAACCUGCAGAUAAGACUCUUAUGCAGAUCGUCAAGAGCACUUUGCUUGCAAAUCCAAACAAUUCGGUUAUUGGUUUCAAAGAUAAUUCCAGCGCUAUCAAGGGGUUUCGAGUGAAGCAAUUGCGACCUAUCAAGCCUGGUUCGGCAUGCUUCUUGGUCAUGAUUACCAGUGACCUAGCUAUCUUGUUUACUGCAGAAACCCACAAUUUCCCUUGUGCUGUGGCACCUUAUCCUGGUGCCGAGACAGGUGCAGGCGGCCGUAUCCGGGAUACCCAUGCUACUGGAAGGGGUUCUUUUGUUGUUGCAUCUACAGCCGGAUAUUGUGUUGGAAAUCUUCAUAUUGAAGGUUCAUAUGCUCCUUGGGAAGAUCCUUCUUUCACAUACCCAGCAAAUUUGGCUUCACCGCUGCAGAUCCUUAUUGAUGCUAGUAAUGGAGCAUCGGACUAUGGGAACAAAUUCGGGGAGCCUUUGAUUCAGGGUUAUUGUCGAACGUUUGGAAUGAGACUGCCAAGUGGCGAGAGGAGGGAAUGGUUGAAGCCGAUCAUGUUUAGUGCUGGCAUUGGGCAAAUAGAUCACCUUCACUUAUCAAAGGGAGAACCCGAGAUUGGUAUGUUGGUAGUUAAGAUUGGAGGACCAGCAUAUCGUAUUGGAAUGGGAGGUGGCGCUGCAUCCAGCAUGGUCAGUGGACAGAAUGAUGCCGAGCUUGACUUCAACGCCGUGCAGCGUGGAGAUGCUGAGAUGGCACAGAAGUUGUAUCGGGUUGUUCGUGCUUGCAUUGAGAUGGGGGACAACAACCCGAUCAUAAGCAUUCAUGAUCAGGGUGCUGGUGGAAACUGUAAUGUCGUGAAGGAAAUAAUACAUCCACAGGGCGCCAAAAUUGAUAUAAGGGCAAUUGUAGUUGGCGAUCACACGAUGUCUGUUCUGGAAAUUUGGGGUGCAGAAUAUCAGGAGCAAGAUGCCAUACUAGUGAAGCCUGAAAGUCGUGAUCUUUUGCAAGCAAUCUGUGCGAGGGAAAGAGUUUCCAUGGCUGUUAUUGGAACAAUUAAUGGUGAAGGGCGUAUUGUCCUGGAGGAUAGCGUGGCAAUUGAAAAAACCAGGUCUAGUGGAUUGCCUCCUCCUCCACCUGCAGUGGAUCUUGAGCUUGAGAAGGUGCUUGGCGAUAUGCCUAAAAAGACAUUUGAAUUUCGUCGCAUGAACUAUCUGCGUGAACCACUUGAUAUUGCUCCUGCAACAACAGUCUUAGAUUCAUUGAAGAGGGUCCUGAGGCUCCCUUCUGUUUGUUCGAAAAGGUUCUUGACCACUAAAGUUGACAGGUGUGUCACAGGCCUUGUGGCACAGCAGCAAACUGUGGGUCCCCUGCAGAUUCCUCUUGCUGAUGUUGCUGUUAUAGCUCAAACUUAUACAGACUUAACUGGAGGUGCAUGCUCAAUCGGGGAGCAGCCAAUAAAAGGUCUUUUGGAUCCAAAAGCAAUGGCACGGCUGGCUGUCGGAGAAGCACUCACAAAUCUUGUUUGGGCGAAAGUUACCUCUCUUUCUGAUGUUAAAGCAACAAGUGGGAAUUGGAUGUAUGCUGCAAAGCUAGAUGGUGAAGGAGCUGCAAUGUAUGACGCUGCUGUUGCUCUUUCUGAAGCUAUGAUUGAACUUGGAAUUGCAAUUGAUGGGGGGAAAGACAGCCUUUCCAUGGCAGCCCACUCGUCUGGGGAAGUUGUUAAAGCCCCAGGGAAUCUAGUCAUCAGUACCUAUGUGACAUGUCCUGAUAUAACCAAGACAGUUACGCCAGACUUGAAGCUUGGAGAUGAUGGUGUACUGCUUCAUAUUGACUUGGCUAAAGGAAAACGACGACUUGGUGGAUCUGCUCUUGCCCAGGUUUUUGAUCAAAUUGGGGACGAAAGUCCUGAUCUGGAUGACGUAUCUUAUCUUAAGACUGUUUUUAAUGAGGUUCAGAAUCUAAUCUCUGAUGAGCUGAUAUCUGCUGGUCAUGAUAUCAGUGAUGGGGGACUUUUAGUGAAUGCUCUGGAAAUGGCAUUCGCAGGGAACUGUGGCAUUCACUUGGAUUUAACUUCUUUAGGGAGUAGUGUACCCCAAACACUUUUUGCAGAGGAGCUUGGCCUGCUCAUUGAAGUUAGCAGGAAGAACUUGGAUUUAGUUCUGGAAAAGCUCUGCAGUGGUGCUGUUUCAGCUAAUAUUAUUGGUCAAGUUACUUCAUCUCCAAUAGUUGAAUUGAGGGUUGACGGGGUUACUCAUUUGAAUGACAAAACUUCUGUGCUCAGGGAUAUGUGGGAAGAAACCAGCUUUCAAUUGGAAAAGCUCCAAAGACUGGCUUCGUGUGUAGAAUUAGAAAAAGAAGGAUUGAAGAAUCGGCAUGAACCAUCCUGGAAACUAUCCUUCACACCAACAUUUACUGAUGAUAAGUAUAUGACUGCCGUUUCAAAGCCAAAGGUCGCAAUUAUUCGCGAGGAAGGCAGCAAUGGUGAUAGAGAAAUGACUGCAGCUUUUUAUGCUGCUGGAUUUGAGCCAUGGGAUGUUGCAAUGUCAGACCUUCUCAAUGGAGUCAUCAUGCUUGAUGAAUUUAGAGGAAUUGUGUUUGUUGGAGGUUUUAGUUAUGCUGACGUGCUUGAUUCUGCAAAAGGCUGGGCAGCGUCCAUUCGCUUUAAUCAACCUCUUUUAAACCAAUUUCAGGCAUUUUAUAACCGUCCAGACACUUUCAGCCUCAGUUUGCAACGGGUGCCAACUUAUGNUGGAGUUUGCAAUGGGUGCCAACUUAUGGCUCUGUUGGGUUGGGUUCCGGGGCCCCAAGUGGGAGGUGUUUUCGGUGCCGGCGGGGACCCAUCACAGCCUAGGUUUGUACAUAAUGAGUCUGGAAGAUUUGAAUGCCGCUUCACGAGUGUGACAAUAGAAGAAUCACCGGCCAUAAUGUUCAAAGGUAUGGAAGGUAGUACACUGGGCGUUUGGGCUGCUCAUGGUGAAGGAAGAGCUUAUUUCCCUGAUGAUAGUGUUUUCAAUCAUAUUGUUGGCUCCAACUUGGCACCAGUGAAAUAUUGCGAUGAUGAUGGCAGACCAACAGAUAUAUAUCCUUUCAAUCUUAAUGGUUCUCCCUUGGGUGUGGCGGCAAUUUGUUCUCCAGAUGGGCGACAUCUUGCGAUAAUGCCUCAUCCAGAACGCUGUUUCUUGAUGUGGCAGUUCCCAUGGUAUCCUAAAAAUUGGGAUGUUGAAAAGAAAGGUCCAAGUCCCUGGUUGCGCAUGUUCCAAAAUGCCAGAGAAUGGUGCUCAUGAGACAAAUAUUAUUAGAGGGGCAAAGCUGAGAGGCAGGUGCUGUUCUUUAUCACAUAGAGGUUAAAGUGCAAAGAUUGGACAGAAGCGACACAGUUUAAUAGUCAGUGCUGAAGGUGCAGAGAUUAAGAUCAGUGCAGAGCUUGAGAUCUCUGCAAUUUUGUUUCUGAUACCAUGGCACAAAGCAGAUGAAUUUUUCAAUUUAACUGGCUGAUUGUCGUUUCUUUCGAUACUGAUGGACUUUUUCAUUGCCUCUUAGCUGUUUCGCUUGUUUCUUGUAUACCAUAAUUGGUUUUUCUUAUGUCUUACAUAUCUGAUCAACUGAUUUUUUUGAGCAUUUUUCGUAUCAAUUUUCCAACUCCUCUUCACUUUGUGCAUCAUCCCUCAUAGGGUGUGCUUGUGUUGGUUGUGGGGAACUGUCCUGUGUUAUAUUCCAUUUCAUUACAAUAUAUAGGGUGUGCUUGUGUUGGUUGUGGGGAACUGUCCUGUGUUAUAUUCCAUUUCAUUACAAUAUAUAGGGUGUGCUUGUGUUGGUUGUGGGGAACUGUCCUGUGUUAUAUUCCAUUUCAUUACAAUAUCUGAGUAUGGAUUUUGCUGUU